GGGCAUGCUUCCGAAGCUGGUCAAGGCGCUUCGACUCUUAAGGUGCUCAUCGGCUUCGGGUUUCGCUUUGCGUGCCAUGACAUGUCGUCAAUUCUCUAUUGUGUACGGCACCUCCGUCGCGAACGCGGCGCAGCUCAACACGUCAACAUACACGCAGGACCCCGGCCCGCGCAGCUCUUGGCCAUCUUGUGCCGUCAUGGACAGCAUCUUCAUACCAGGCUUCAUCAUCUGCUCUCGACUCGAGCUGGCCCGCUUCUGCCCCGUGCGAAAGACAAACAAAAUAAACUGAUCCCUGUGCCAGCACGGAUUUCACGGGUUCUCCACGAGGUCCCUGGCAGACAUGGACCAGGCAAGCAGCAC
Microdochium trichocladiopsis is the source of this 360-nucleotide messenger RNA. RefSeq lists its product as uncharacterized. NCBI's taxonomy places the organism in Eukaryota, Fungi, Ascomycota, Sordariomycetes, Xylariales, Microdochiaceae. The annotation marks the transcript as partial. The transcript has a single exon. The record is from RefSeq and is a predicted model, not a curated record.